Molecule: messenger RNA, 2771 nt
Organism: Amphibalanus amphitrite
Lineage: Eukaryota; Metazoa; Arthropoda; Thecostraca; Balanomorpha; Balanidae
Product: pollen-specific leucine-rich repeat extensin-like protein 1
Exons: 7
Coding region: 120-2093 (657 amino acids)
Cellular component (GO): nucleus
Molecular function (GO): RNA polymerase binding; transcription coregulator activity
Source: RefSeq, a predicted model, not a curated record
AGUUUGAUGCCAUCCAUCCGCUCCGCGCCAAUGGCGCCAUUUCUUGCCGUUGCUGGCCGUUGCCGCCAAAUUGCCGCCGCUUGAUAUCCGUGUGGAAGUGGAGAAUAUUGGAGAAUCGUAUGAUAAAAUCGAUUGUGGGAUGUUAUAAGGUCUUGGAUAAAAUGGAAGAUAUGCAUGGUGCUCGCCCUGGCUUCGGAGGGUCUGACUUUGGUAACCCAACUGGAGCGGGAUUUUGGAGAGGACCGUGGCCUGACCCCCCUGGUGACCCGCCCGGACCCCCAUGGCGCGGGCCGCCGCCGCCCCGAUUCCGUGGCCGCGGCGGUCCGCCCGGCCCGCCAUGGAACGGUCCGCCGGGCCCGCGCGGUCCGUGGCGGGGCCCGCCUCCGCCACCGUUCUUCCGCGGUCCGCGCCCGCCGUUCCGGGGUCCGCCGCCGUUCGACCCUAACUGGGACCCGCACCCGGGCAUGAUGGGUCCCGGUGGGCCGAUGGAGCCGUACCCGCCGGGCCCGCCGGGUAUGGGCGGCCGGGGCAUGGGCCCGCCGCCGGGGCAUUGGAGCGACCCGAUGGGCCCUCCGUCCGGGCCGCCGCCGUUCUCGGGCCCGCGGCCGAGACACCACUCUGCGCCGCCGCCCCAGACCGCAGACUUGGAGGCCGCCGCCGCCGUAGCUGCCGGCGAGAUCAACCCCACCGAGCUGCUCGAGGUGGAGUCUGAGCUGAUCGAGGUGAAGUCUGAGCCGCUCGAGGUGAAGUCUGAGCCGCUUGAGGUGACGCCUGAGCUGAUCGAGGUGAAGUCUGAGCCGCUCGAGGUGAAGUCUGAGCCGCUUGAGGUGACGCCUGAGCCGCUCGAGGUGAAGUCUGAGCCGCUUGAGGUGAAUUCUGAGCCGCUCGAGGUGACGCCUGAGCCGGUCGAGGUGAAGUCUGAGCCGCUCGAGGUGGAGGAGGUGGAGGAACCGGCGCCGGCCAAACAGGAGGACGAGAGCCGUCCGGUCAGCUCCACGCCCGUGCCCGGCUCGCCCUGGUGCGUGGUGUGGACCGGGGACGGCCGGGUGUUCUUCUACAACCCGUCGACGCGCACAUCCGUCUGGGAGCGUCCCGAGGAACUGAACGGCCGCACUGACGUCGACAAGAUGCUGCAGCCGCCCAAACAGGAACCCGCGGAGAGCAAGGACGACGAGCCGCCCGCCAAAAAGGCCAAGGUCGAAGAGACCAAAAAAGAAGUGAAGGAGGAGGCGCCCGAGGAGAUCGAUCUCGGGAAGGAAGCGGCCAUUGAGGCGAGAUCCGAGAUCCCCAUGAAGCAGUCCAGGGACAAGCUCAACGAAAAGGAGUUCAACAUGGCACCUGCUGUCAGCAAGAGCAAGAGGAAGAGGAUCCAGGCAAGGCGGAGGGCAGUGGGGAGAGUGGUGACGGUUAAAGUUUUGAUGGUUGGGGAUGAAAAGUUUAGUGAUUCUAGGGUUGGGCCUCACCUCGAUGUCAUCAACAGAAAAAUUCGUCGUACAUCCCUUAAGACCGAGUUCAUCAACUUCGAGCACACACCUCCCGUUCUGUCCUAUUAUGGAGAAUCCUGCACGAACGCACUUGUAACUGCAGAUAUCCUGGGGAGGGUGGGGUUGCUGUGUGGCAAGGAUAGGACUCAACUCUUUUUGCUCUUCUUUUCGAUGGGCGGGAACGGAGUGUUCAGUCGAACAGGGCGUAAGUCCGACGAAGAGACACAGGCGGAGCUGGAUGCCCACGAAAAUCUUUUGCGGGAGCUCCUUGCCCAAAAUUCCAAUCUGUGUGCGCUUGUGUUUGGUGUUUUUCCUCGUCCGGCUCUCCGCGAGCAUUUCAGCUUCCUGAGAAGGGUUAAUUACUGCAUGCGGAGAAGGGUGGAGGCGGUUGCAAAAGCGUCCGGGGGAAGGGUGACCUUUGAGGAAGUUGGGCGAACCCUGCGGUCAAACCCCGACCUUUUCUCUUCAGAUGGGGUCCAUUUGACGUCGCCGGGAACACGGACCAUCCUGGCCCGCAUGGCGCAAUACUUCGUUUCUAUCGCGUCCCUUAGGUUCGCCCCGCGAAGUGUGCACUGCGUGACACAGGGCGAGAAUGAGGAGAGUCAGUGAGUGCGAGAGCUCGAGUGGGUGUAGGAAGGCAAAAAAGCCACUGAGCAGGUGAUACCUACCGACUCGGUCCGCUGAGCCGGCGGGGCUCCUAUCUAAGUAAGCUCCUAUUGUGUGAGCAGCACGGUGACCUGGCCAGUGUAAAGUUUAGCGGUGCGGUGGCGCGAAUGUAAUGUGUGCAGAUGUGACGUAUGUUAUGUUUGUAUGUUGUGCUUGUGUGUUAUGUUUUGCCCGCCUUACUCGUUUCACCUGACUCGGCAGCCAAUAAUAGCCAUUUUCGGAUGGAUCGGCUUGCAACGAGUAGUACAAAUCAAUACACUGCAAUAUAUUGCAACCAAUGUAACUUUUAAGGGGGAAAGGGGAGGUUUCCCCCAUCAAAAAUUUCUUCGGAUGCUGAAUCGGAGGAAGGCGAAAAACCCACAGCAUUGAGCAGCUGGUGACCCCUGCCAACGCGAGUCGGUCCGCUGAGUUGGCGGAGUGAAGCCUUGGCUUUCUGUCGUGGGAAAACCAACAGCACUCAUCAGGUGAUCCCUGCCGACGCGAGUCGGUCCGCUGAGUUGGCGGGGUGAAGCCUUGGCUUUCUGUCGCGGACUAAACUAAACUGAUGUAAAACCGACCAUGCCACAUGAGUCCUGACUCUGACCAUAAGGCCAUGUGGUAUAAUAUAUUACUCUUCACGCA